Molecule: messenger RNA, 2409 nt
Organism: Labrus mixtus (cuckoo wrasse)
Lineage: Eukaryota; Metazoa; Chordata; Actinopteri; Labriformes; Labridae
Gene: tram1
Product: translocation associated membrane protein 1
Exons: 11
Coding region: 87-1199 (370 amino acids)
Biological process (GO): protein insertion into ER membrane; SRP-dependent cotranslational protein targeting to membrane, translocation
Cellular component (GO): endoplasmic reticulum membrane
Source: RefSeq, a predicted model, not a curated record
UCGCACAGCGGGAUAAUAUUCCGAUCUGAUUCAAACCGACCACAGCCGACGUCGCGAAGGCAAAGUCGGGUCUAAUCGUCAUCGACAUGGGGAUCCGAAAAAAGACCAACAAGAACCCGCCGGUGCUGAGCCAUGAGUUUGUCAUCCAGAACCAUGCAGAUAUUGUUUCCUGUGUUGCUAUGGUGUUCCUCCUCGGGCUCAUUUUUGAGGUCACCUCGAAGUUUGCCGUGUUAUUCAUAACUGUCCAGUACAACGUCACCAUAUCAACAAACGAAGGCCCAGAGGAGACCGCUGUGAACCACUUCCACCAUGGCAUCAAAGACCUCGCCACCAUCUUCUUCUACAUGCUGGUCGCCAUCAUCAUGCACGCCAUAAUCCAGGAGUAUGUGCUGGAUAAAAUCAACAGGAAGAAGCAUUUCUCCAAAACUAAGCACAGCAAGUUCAACGAAUCGGGACAGCUCAGCGCGUUCUACUUAUUCUCCUUCGGCUGGGGCGCAAGCAUCCUCUUAUCUGAAAACUUCCUGUCCAAUCCCGUCACCUUGUGGGAGGGUUAUCCUCACACGCUGAUGCCAUUCCAGAUGAAGUUCUACUACAUUUGUCAGCUGGGCUACUGGUUGCACUCUCUUCCCGAGCUGUAUUUCCAAAAGACAAAGAAGGAGGAUAUUCCACGCCAGCUUGUGUACAUAUUCCUCUACCUGGUCCACAUCGCCGGUGCCUACAUUCUGAAUCUGAACCGUCUGGGUCUGGUCCUGCUCGUGUUGCACUACUUUGUCGAGCUCCUCUUCCACGUUUCCCGCCUCAUCUACUUCAGCAAUGAGAACAGACAGACGGGUUUCACCAUAUGGGCGGUAUUGUUUGUCCUUGGACGGCUGCUCACUCUGUCCCUGUCUGUCCUCACUGUGGGCUUUGGCCUCGCCAACGCUGAGAAUCAAGGCUUUGAUUUGGCUGCAGGAAACUUUAAUGUUCUUUUCAUUCGGAUAACGGUCCUGGCUGCCAUCUGCCUCACUCAGGCCUUCAUGAUGUGGAAAUUCAUCAACUUCCAGCUGCGCCGGUGGAGAGAGCACGCACAGGCUCAGAGCUUGAAAAAGAAACAGGUCCCUUCCAAGAGCAAAUCAAAGAAAGACAAAGCCAACGGCGUAAAUGGAGUAAACUCUCAUGGCGCUGAUUCACCAAGAGCAAGAAAGGAGAAGUCGUCUUAAACACGUUUAUUCCCCUCACCCUCUUUCCUCAAACAUUGGACUCCCUCACAUGCCUCCUUGGCUGCAUCCACCCAACAGCUCUGCCUCCACCUCCUGCUCCUCCACCAUGAUAUGCAUUUCAAGCGCCCCACACAGAACUAAUGGACCUCCUCCCAGCUGGACUACAAGGCCCAGAAUGCAUUUAGCUUUACUUGUCGCCACUCGUCCAGCACGCCUUGAUUAAAGAAUCAUUGCUCUGCUGUGCCAUUUCAAAAGAAUUCAUAAAUAAACUAUGAAAAAAAAAAGACCUUAUUUAAGAAGUGCCUAUUGAUACGGAUUGUUUUGUACAGGGUGUGUAAUUUUAAGAAUUUCAGGAAUGAUGAUAUCAGUGUUUAAUAUUUCUCCCAAGUCAGGUCAUUCAUGCUUUUUUCCUAAACACUGUGUAUUCCAGCUUGUUUUAUUUUUCAUGAAUUCCCCUUGAUAUUGUACCUGCUAGUCUUUUCUGAUUUUUGAGGACAUCAUGUGGAUUUUAUGAAUUUCCAUACAUCUCUUAAUUUCCCAUGCGUGACAUAACAUCAUGUCAUAAUCUCAAUCUUUAAGACAUGACUGGGUUCACACCCCAGACUGUUAAAAAAAAAUCAUGCUGCAAGAAAUUGUUACAAUGUUUUUCUAAAUGGGGAAAAAAAGCAAAGAGUAAAAAAAAAAAAGGCGUCAGCUCAUGGACUGGAUAGAAAACAUGUAUCAAAGUAACCCAGGAAAACAAGAGACAUCACACUGUAAUGCUCUAAGUAAAUUCAAAGGCUAGUGUUCUGUAAAACUGCCCUGUAACCUGAUGUAGCAUUUCAUUUUUGGAGUUCAGAGCAGCUUUUAUAAUUACUAAAGACCAGUUUCAUCACAGGGAAAUUUGAAUCUAUUGCCAUUCUGCCUAUAACCAUUAAUAAGGACACAAUCAUCCCUUUUGUUUGUUUGAUUCAUUUACUGUCUUGUGUGAACCCUCAUCGUUUCUUUUUCAAGUAGAAUUAGUUUUCUGUAUUUGUUCAGGCCUUGCAUAUCAUUGUUUCCCUUAAAAAAUGUCCGCAAGAAUAUUUUGAUGUAAAAGCACGGACUGAUGAUGAAAAAAAAGAUCUUUGUUUCCUCCCUGCUCACUUUGGACUGUGCCGAAUGAACCUGAUUGAUUGACAGUUGAUGUCUGCCUUUUACUUACAUGCCAUAAAAUGAAUUUACAAAGCUA